Phytophthora sojae is the source of this 3363-nucleotide messenger RNA. RefSeq lists its product as hypothetical. The transcript has 4 exons. NCBI's taxonomy places the organism in Eukaryota, Oomycota, Peronosporomycetes, Peronosporales, Peronosporaceae. The coding region runs from base 1 to 3363 and encodes 1120 amino acids. The record is from RefSeq and is a predicted model, not a curated record.
AUGACCGGCGACCGACCGUGCUACGGCCAGGUCACGGCGUACAAGGGCGCACGCCCUGAUAUCCUGGGCACCGAGGCCGCCCCAGGGACGCAGGACAUCCGACGCCUACUGACGGGUAUUGCGCCCGUGACGGCGCACCCACGUCUAACGGCUCAGUUGCCCUGGAUGAACCCACGAACGGGACGGGAUACGGAGUGCACUGUCCGCCAUGUCAUCACCUUCGGCUUCUACGUGGAUGGUAACUACGAGGUUCCGUCCGAUAUCCUUCUUGGCAAUCAUUUCUGGGAGGACCCAACCCUGACGGGAUCCUCAUCUGGGCCUCGGUCCACCCCAGCUUCGAUUCCCACAGUGCAGACGCGUUCGCGUCGCGCCGCAGCUCGUCAAGCUGUCGACUCGCCGCCCCUGGGAACGCAAGAGGCUAUCUCGACGGAUCGGGCUGGUGCCCCCACGCCGCCGUCACCAGCGCUAGAUCAGGCUCAGUUUGUGGAUGUGAUGGAUGCGCUGAUCGGUGUGCCAAUCCCGUCGACGCACGAUAACCGGGUCAGCCAUGACGCUGUGGCUCCGCCGCCGCCCAAUCCGAGCACUCGACUGGGGCGUCGGGGCCACCUAGACGGCGCUUCGUCCUUCGACAUGCCGGGUCCUUCGAUGCGCAUUCUCGCUGCGUUGGCAGAGCAGCCCGACCUCCUUCAGCAUUACGCGCGCCAGCUAAGUUCCCAAGGACCCGAGCCCAAGCGCCCUCGCUACGUAGGCGUGUCUGAUCUACAGGCAGCCGACGACACGUCCAGUCGGCAGGACCGCCAGCACAGCUUCCGGCCUCAACUCAACGCUCGCAAUUUCUCUGUGGGCGUCGAACUACCGGCUCUCCCCCGUGAGCCUUCGCACGGAGACCUAAAAGCUGCCCUCGGUGUGCUGGGGACAAAUAGCGAGGAGUUCUUCGACCCCUACACGCGUCGGCUGGUGUCCGCCGCGAAUGACUUUGCAGAGGAGCUCAGCGACUACGAGCCCUGGUCGUCGAGCGAGGUGAAGACACUGGCCUUCUGGUUCAGCAACGUCUUCGCGGCCUACCGACGGGCCUGUGAGCACGACCUCGACUUCGGGUCCACCUCUCGUUUGGACGUGCGGUCGCGCUUCUCGAUGCAGGACCCCGAACUCAGUGGUCUCAUGCUUAAGAUGUCCAGGCAGCGCUGGCGAUCUCAUCACUCUUCCAGUACGAACCCGCCCGCCGGUCGAAACCAUGCGCAAGUUCACGGCCCACCCGCUCGCACCGUUCGGGCGAACACGUCGGAGUCUUCGAAGCGCCAAGUGCCGACCGAGGUAGGACUAGCGGCGCCGAGACAGGACGGCAAGCAGCUCUGCCUGCGGUUCAUCUCGGCUAGGGGCUGCCCGUCGGCGUCUGCAGAUCGGUGCACGCAUUCAUCUCUGGAUGCGGCCGGCCCCGGUCCUCGCCCGCUGCUCUCGCUUGCACGAGUCCGCUUCAUCCAAGAGACACUCUUACUGCGCCUAGAAGCUGCCGAGGCCACGAUCCGGUCGGGUCGCCGCGCGGCGUUCCUCGCGGCGGGCGUACGGCCACCGGUACGGUCCCUCCCAUUCGGCACGGACCUCAACUACCGCGUCGAUGCUGACGCUCAACGCGCUCUCUCGGAGCUGGUGCGGAGGGCCAAGAUGUCGCUGGCGGACACGAUUCGGAUUUGGCGGGGCCAAACAGCCACGGACACGCGGCCCAACAAGGCUCUGUGCCCUGAGCAGUUGGAGUGGCUACUAGUAGGCUACGAGCACCAAGCGCUGGUCCUCGCUUCGAUUCGAGCAGGUGUUCAGCAUUGUUUUCGACCGCACCAAGCUGCGCCGACGAGAGGAUCGGCCACCACCCACAGCAACCACAAGUCGGCGCAGGCGAUGGAGCAUGCGCUGCUCCGCAGCAUUCGGGAAGGGCAAGACCUGGGCACAUACAUGGUGGUGGACAGGGACGUCGCGGAAGCGUGGCCGGCAAUUCGCAUCAGCCCGUUCGGGUGCGUACCAAAGGCGGAUGCGGACCCUCGCCUCGAAGCUCGCGUCACUCAUGACUUGUCUUUCCCCCGUGGAGCAUCGGUGAACGACGCCUCGGACCCAGCCGACCUACCGUCGCUUUCCUUCGAACCUGUGGGCGCGAUUGCACGCCGCAUCGAGUCGAUCAAGAUGCGAAGCCCCCGAGCAAUCGUUAAAAUCAUGCGUGGCGACGUGAAGUCGGCUUUCCGGAACCUCUUUGGCCACGUCGGGGUAUGCGCCAAUUUUGCGGGGCUGCUCCCGCGCCAGAACGCAGUUGUUGUCGAUCUGGCAUUGCCGUUCGGGUGGACAGGGUCUCCUGCCCACUACAACGUCUUUGGCGGUGCAGUCACCUUUUUGGUGCGGCGCCUGGUGCGGGAAAACCGCGAUUCGGAGCGGUUCUACUGCUACACCUGGGUCGACGAUCACGUGCUUGUGGAGGAAGCACGCCACGAUCGUCUCGAGCUGUGCGAAGUUGCGCUACGGCUGGCCAUGCUGGCGGUUCUGGGGCCGCGUUCAAUCAACGAGAAGAAGUUUACCCCAUGGUCUACUACCGCGAGGGCCCUGGGACUCGACUGGGAUACGUCCGCUCGAACGGUGUCCAUGCCGUCCGACAAGAUCGCCAAGGCCCUGCUUCGGAUCCGUGAGCUUCUCAAGGCGCAAGUGGUGUCACGAUCGAGCCUAAGCCGGGUGCUGGGCUCGCUCCGUCACGUCUGUUCGUGCAUUCGGUCGGCACGGCCAUUCUUCCAGCGCCUUGCAGCUCUUUAUCGCCGCACUCCACGCUGGGGGCGCGUGCCACUAUCACCUGGAGCCAAACUUGACGUGCUAUGGUUUGAGCACAUUCUCGUCCAUGGCCAUUUGCAAGGCAUCCCGCUCCGAUACUUCGCAGCGCUUCCUGAUCCUGACGUCCACAUCUACAUGGAUGCCAGUGACGCUGGCCUCUGUGCCCUCCACCCGGCCGCAAAAGCGUACCUACGCGUUCACUUUGACGAGACGGAGCGAAACAUGAUCGCGAGGAACGAGUUCUCUAGCAACGUCAGGGAGCAGCUUUCUGCGGUCCUCGCGGUUCUGUGCUGGGGAGACGCUUGGGUUGCAUCGGAGCCGCACACGCUGACGCACAUUCGCUUCUGGAUUGACAACACAUCGGCCGUCUCGUGGUGCAACGCUUUGCAAAGCCGAGACCAACAGUCGCAAGAAUUAAACCGCGUGCUGGGCGCAGUCGAAGCGCGUUGGAAACUACGGGUGUCAGCGGCGCAUCUACCGGGCGCGGUUAACACUAUGGCUGACUUGGGGUCGCGCGCGUGGGAGGCGCGGGCGCUAGUCUGCAGCAAUGGCAAGAUCUAA